Molecule: messenger RNA, 567 nt
Organism: Funneliformis geosporum
Lineage: Eukaryota; Fungi; Glomeromycota; Glomeromycetes; Glomerales; Glomeraceae
Source: the annotation of a GenBank genome assembly
AUGUCCCGCAAUAAUUUAAGAAACUAUUUACAACAAAAUAAUAAACAACUUACAUGGAAAGAAAGAAUUCAUAUUGCUGAAAAUAUAGUUGAAUGUAUUUAUUAUCUUCAUCAAGAGGAUGCUAUUCAUAGAGAUUUACAUUCAGGAAAUAUAUUAUAUGAAAAGUAUUACAAUGAUUGGUAUAUUGGUGAUCUCGGAUUUUGUGGGCCUAUUGAUAAACCUUUAAAAAGCGUAUAUGGAAAUCUUCCUUACAUAGCACCAGAAGUUAUGUUUGGAAAAGAAAGUAGUAAAGCAUCAGAUAUUUACAGUAUAGGAAUGCUUAUGUGGGAGAUUUCAUCUGGACAACCACCCUUUGCUUAUUAUGAUCAUAAUUAUGAUCUUGUAAUGAAUAUAGUGAAUGGAAUGAGACCAAAUAUAAUUUCAGACACACCAUUAGAAUAUAAGGAAUUAAUGAUACAAUGUUAUUUGUUUCCGUUACUACUAAUAUUUGAAGAGUAUGGUGAAUUACAAUAUUUAUUGUGGACGAGAGUGAUUCUUGUAUUUGUUGAUAUCAAGAAUAUUGAAUGA